AUGAUCGUUAAAAUGAUGAUCUUCAUUUGGCUGGUGUACAUGGUGUCCCCAUCUGUGUGCCGUGGUUUGCGAUCACCGCCAAAACAUUCCCCCGAAAUCUCAGCCCACCCAAAUAGCAAAUUUUAUGCGAAAAACGAAAGUUCAAUCACAUACAUACGGGCGUCAAUUCCAAUGAAGAUCUUCCGCUGCAUGAAGAAGUUCAAUAUCGCGAAGUGCAUGAAGCUCUUCCUGCUGCAGAGAAUGGAGAGGAAUUGGCCGAAAAACUUGGGAAGCACUGGCAACAUCACUGAUGACUUCCUCGAUCACAUUCUCACGCGGGACACGGACGAGAGGCCCGACUUUGACGACAGUUAUACAAAUUUACCCGAUAGAGACAUCGAUGCGCGCCUCGUAAAGAGCAUUGAGCAGUAUUUUGCCAAUCGCGAAAUUAAGCUGCACUUCAUACCUGGAAUGGUGGUGAAGGUGCGGCCGAGCAAGGAAAAUCAACUGGAAUUGACACUGAAGAAAGGUACAUUAAGACAAGGAGUGCAUUUCGAUGCGGACACAUUCGUCAAUGCAAAUUCCACUGUUGGACGCAAGAAGCGACCACUGGAGUAUAUUCUGAACGUGGGCCUACCUGCCAUGCUGAUGCCGAUGAUCCUAAUGGGCUCAGUGCUGCCCAUGGCAUUGCCAGCCUUUAAGAUGGCUGCACUAAUUAGCGGGGCCAUCAACAAAGGUGCUCUGCUGGCGGCAAUUAUGUACAUGGCGAAGAAUUAUGCGGAGCACCAGAAAACACAGACGCUCUACAUGAGCAACAUUCAGUAGCC
Messenger RNA from Phlebotomus argentipes, 806 nucleotides. RefSeq lists its product as uncharacterized. The record is from RefSeq and is a predicted model, not a curated record. Lineage: Eukaryota; Metazoa; Arthropoda; Insecta; Diptera; Psychodidae. The transcript is spliced from 2 exons. The coding region runs from base 1 to 804 and encodes 267 amino acids.